This is a messenger RNA of Papaver somniferum (opium poppy), 1685 nucleotides long. Its product is annotated as short-chain dehydrogenase TIC 32, chloroplastic-like. The coding region runs from base 426 to 1412 and encodes 328 amino acids. The transcript has 6 exons. Lineage: Eukaryota; Viridiplantae; Streptophyta; Magnoliopsida; Ranunculales; Papaveraceae. The record is from RefSeq and is a predicted model, not a curated record.
UUACUUUUUUUCCCUAUCUCUCUCUCACACCCAUCUUUCCCUCGGAACCACCAAUUCAAAACACACACAAUCCCACCAUCUCUCCCUCUCUCUCUGUCUAAGAUAUUGUAGCAGUCGUGCAUCAAACCAUACUGCAAGUGUCUGCAACCUCCUGACAAAAGCAGCUUCUUUUCUCUUCUUCUUCUAAAAAUACCUUUAAAUUUCUGUUUCAGCAUCAUCUCUGUGUUUUGUCAAUACUUCUCCCCAUACUUCCCUUUCCUUCUUUAGCAGCUUCUCUUUAAUAAAGCUUCAACAAACACAGUACUGCUGCUGCAUCAUCAACAUCAUCUACAAGAAGAGAACAAAAACACAAACUCAUAGCACCAAAUUUGCAAAACCACAAACAACAGUACUAUUAUUAUUGUUGUUGUACUCCGGUUUCCAAAAUGCUUGAAACAGUAAAAUACCUUGUUGGUUCAGUUGGAGCAAGUGGUUUCGGUUCAAGGUCCACAGCUGAUCAAGUCACUAGUGCUUGUCCUGAUCUUCGUUCCAUUACCGCCAUAAUCACAGGUGCUACGUCAGGUAUCGGAGCGGAGACUGCUCGUGUAUUAGCAAAGAGAGGAGCAAGAUUAGUUAUACCAGCACGGAGUAUUAAAACUGCUGAAGAAACUAGAGCUCGUAUAUUAAUGGAAGUUCCUGAUUCUGAGAUUAUUGUCAUGUCUCUUGAUCUCAGUUCUCAGUCUUCUGUUAGAAAUUUCGUUUCGGACUUUGAAUCUCUUAAUUUACCUCUCAAUCUUCUCAUAAACAACGCUGGAAAAUUCUCUCACGAUUAUGGAAUCACUGAAGAUGGUAUCGAGAUGACGUUCGCUACAAAUUAUUUAGGUCAUUUUCUGUUAACCAAUCUGCUGCUCAACAAGAUGAUCGAAACGGAAAAAGAAACCGGGGUUCAAGGACGGAUAGUGAACGUAUCUUCGAGUAUUCAUAGUUGGUUUUCUGGGGAUGGACUUGGAUAUCUCGAACUCAUCACUAAAAAUAAGAGCCAUUACGACGCCACACGUGCAUAUGCGCUCUCGAAGCUCGCUAAUGUCUUACACACUAAGGAACUCGCACAGAGAUUAAAGAAAAUGGAAGCAAAUGUGACAGCGAACUGUGUACAUCCAGGGAUAGUAAGAACUAGACUUACUAGAGAUAGAGAAGGAAUUGUUACUGAUCUUGCAUUUUUCUUGGCUUCAAAACUAUUAAAAACAAUUCCUCAAGCUGCAGCCACAACUUGUUAUGUAGCAACGCAUCCGAGAGUUAUAGGUGUGUCCGGGAAAUACUUCUCAGACUGCAAUGAAGCUUCACCUUCAAAACUUGGAGCAAGUGCUGGUGAAGCUUCACGACUUUGGUCCUUUUCUGAAUCCAUGACAACUCUUCACGACCAGUCUUCAUGACAAUAUCAGACUAUUGAAAAUAAUGUCUAUUAUUGUUGACAGUUGUUUUAGUGUUCCGUUACAUCAGAUUAGAUAAUAUUACAGAAUACGUACUAAAAAUAUAUAGUAAAUAAUAAAUGCAUGCAUGUAAAAAAGAGUAUGUGAAAUACCUUAUUAUAGAUGGAGAGACAGAUUGUAGUCAACUAUUCAGUCCAAAUAUACUUGUUUAUGUGAUCAGUUAUAAUUAAGUAGUUAAUCAGUUCUAUGAUAUAUUCUUCUACUUUUCUUUGUUGU